GGUCAAUCCUUGGUCUUAGAUCUAGAUCAAGAGAUAUGGUUGGAAGCACAUUCGCGAAAAUACUCGACAAACAUUGCCUAGAGGGGCACAAUUUCCCAUCAUGGUAUCGUAAUGUCAAGAUUCUCCUAACGUUGGAGAAGAUUAUUUACGUACUUGAUAAGCCUCUUCCUGACAUACCUCUUGGCCCUGAGGCCACAGAGGAUGAACGUGCUAAGUAUGACAAGCACGUUGAGGAUGAUACACAAGCCAAGUGCUAUCUGUUGGCCUCCAUGAAUGAGGAGCUACAGAGACAGCACGAGGGCAUGGACAGUGCAUUUUCCAUAAUACUCCAUCUUACGGAGUUAUAUGGUGAAGGGACGCGCAACCGUCGCUUUAACACUGUUUGUGAACUUGUGAAGACCAAGAUGGUCAAAGGGGCUCCAGGUUAUCACUUAAAACACAAUAAUCAAAGUCACUCUUGA
This is a messenger RNA of Pyrus x bretschneideri (Chinese white pear), 461 nucleotides long. RefSeq lists its product as uncharacterized. The coding region runs from base 36 to 461 and encodes 141 amino acids. The transcript is spliced from 3 exons. Lineage: Eukaryota; Viridiplantae; Streptophyta; Magnoliopsida; Rosales; Rosaceae. The record is from RefSeq and is a predicted model, not a curated record.